AUGGGAAGUACUGGAAAAACUAACUAUGGAGAAUACACCUAUGAGAAUCUUGAGAGAGAGCCUUAUUGGCCAUCAGAGAAGCUGAAAAUUUCCAUCACUGGUGCUGGGGGUUUUAUUGCGUCGCAUUUAGCGCGGCGCCUCAAGACCGAGGGGCAUUACAUUAUUGCUUCUGAUUGGAAGAAAAAUGAGCACAUGACUGAGGAUAUGUUCUGUGAUGAGUUCCAUCUUGUUGAUCUUAGGGUUAUGGAUAACUGUCUUACGGUUACCAAAGGGGUUGACCAUGUUUUUAAUCUUGCUGCGGAUAUGGGUGGGAUGGGUUUUAUUCAGUCGAAUCAUUCGGUUAUUAUGUAUAACAAUACUAUGAUUAGUUUUAACAUGAUUGAAGCUGCUAGGAUUAACGGCAUUAAGAGGUUUUUUUAUGCCUCCAGUGCUUGUAUCUACCCUGAAUUUAAACAGUUGGAAACUACUAAUGUGAGCUUGAAGGAGUCUGAUGCAUGGCCUGCUGAGCCACAAGAUGCGUAUGGGCUUGAGAAGCUUGCAACCGAGGAGAUAUGCAAGCACUAUAACAAAGAUUUUGGAAUUGAGUGCCGCAUUGGAAGGUUCCAUAACAUAUAUGGUCCUUUUGGUACAUGGAAAGGUGGAAGGGAGAAGGCUCCUGCUGCAUUUUGUCGGAAAGCGAUCACAUCUACUGACAAAUUUGAGAUGUGGGGAGAUGGUUUGCAAACACGAUCGUUCACAUUCAUUGAUGAGUGUGUUGAAGGUGUACUUCGACUGACUAAAUCCGACUUCCGUGAGCCGGUAAACAUUGGAAGUGAUGAAAUGGUCAGCAUGAAUGAGAUGGCUGAGAUCGUUCUUGGUUUUGAUGACAAGAAAACUCCUAUACAUCACAUUCCAGGCCCAGAGGGUGUUCGUGGCCGAAACUCAGACAAUACACUUAUCAAAGAGAAACUUGGCUGGGCUCCAACAAUGAAGUUGAAGGAUGGACUGAGGAUUACUUACAUCUGGAUUAAGGAACAGCUCGAGAAGGAAGCGGCUAAAGGUAUCGAUACAUCAGGAUACGGGUCAUCAAAAGUGGUGCAAACCCAAGCUCCAGUGCAGUUAGGCUCACUUCGUGCAGCUGACGGCAAAGAAGGAAGUAGUUAA
Molecule: messenger RNA, 1143 nt
Organism: Lathyrus sativus (Indian pea)
Lineage: Eukaryota; Viridiplantae; Streptophyta; Magnoliopsida; Fabales; Fabaceae
Source: the annotation of a GenBank genome assembly